UAAAGGUGCGUUCAUCACCUUCUAUCUCCGCCUAUUUCAAAGGUCGCUCGAUACUUUUCGUCGGGGAUUUUUUUACUUUCUUUUCUCACUGCCUCAAAACACUGUGGCAACUUUUUAAUGUUUAAUUGUCCUGGUUUUUAGCCUCGACUGUCGAGAUUCAUGCAGCAAAUGUGUUUAACGUUUCAAUUCAAAAUCGCCAUUAAGCUGCACCUCACACACAGAAGAAACACUCUCGAGUGAAGAUGGCAGUUAUGAAGUUUUUGGUUUACGUUACAUGUUUCUGUUUGUCUCAAGAUUUAGUUUUUUGCGUUGACUAUGGCGAAAGUGGAAACAAGAUCAUACUUACUCCAAGCAUCCGUGGAAAGCCUGAAGAAAUACUGUGGACACAUAAUGGCAACAAGGUUCUGGAAUAUGAUGGGAGUGAGGUGGCGAAAUAUGGCUCAUUUAAAGACCGUGUAGAUCUUGAUUUUGAAACAGGACAGCUCACAAUAAGAAAACUAAACAGCCAAGACAGUGGCAAAUAUCAGUCUGAAAUUUGGAUCAAUAGGAAUGCUCAAAUCUCCAGUCAUAAUUUGACAGUUUUGGAUGCUCUGCCGGAGCCUCAGGUGACCUGUGAACUGGAUGAGACUUGGAAUUUUAAAAAACUGUCCUGUUCAGUGGUAUCCCAGACUCAGCCAAGCUAUGAAUGGAGUGGACCUAAUAUAAAACAGCUGGGACCAACACUUCUUGUUAAUGAACAGGAGGAAAACCACAACUCAGUCUAUACCUGCACUGUGAAGAAUAAAGCUGGAAGCAGGACCACAGACUUUACUCUGCAAGACUGCCACACAGGCAGAGAAAGCCCUGCUGUGCUUGUUCCAGUCUUAAUAGUGACAGUGCUUCUCAUUAUUCUGCUUGCUGUGCUGGCAUUUUACCUCUACAGACAUAAAAAACAAAAGCUAGGGAAAUCUGAACUAAAAAAAAUGGACCUUGAAAAUGGUGAAUGCGAUAACCUGUUGAGAAAUGUACCAAUGGAGGCUAUGCCAGGUUCAUCUGAAGCCACACUCCCUUGCCGUACCAGACUUACUGCUCCGAAAGAAUCUAUUGCUGAUCAAAAAUGGGAUCAGGAGAGUGAAUCGGAGAAUGCAGGUGAAACUCAUGAAGGACAAAAACUUUUGAAGGAAAGUCCGCAAUCUGCUAUAACAGAAAAAAACAAAGACGACACAGGAAAUACAAAUGGAGAACUUGAAAAAAAUGAGAAAAACAGCGAAAAUGCAGAUGAAGCAGAAGAAAACGCUAAUAGCAAAGCUGAUGAAACCGACACAGAAGUAGAGAGCCAGAAAUCCUUACAAACCCAAGAAGAAAAGGAGAAAAGUCAGAUACUGAAAAAUGAGAGUGAAGAUGAAGAGGAGUCACCUGAGGAGCAGAUUGAGUCACUGGGAGAGCAGGACACUAAAGAUGCAGAUAAAAAUGAGGAAGACCAGUUACCGGAAGAGAAAAAAGAGAAGGAAGAGGAAAACGAAGAGACAGACAGCCUGAACACAGCUGAAGGAGAACUAGAAAAAAAUCUGAAAAACAGCGAAAAUGCAGAUGAAGCAGAAGAAAACGCUAACAGCAAAGCUGAUGAAACCGACACAGAAGUAGAGAGCCAGAAAUCCUUACAAACCCAAGAAGAAAAGGAGAAAGGUCAGAUACUGAAAAAUGAGAGUGAAGAUGAAGAGGAGGAGCAGAUUGAGUCACUGGGAGAGCAGGACACUAAAGAUGCAGAUACAAAUGAGGAAGACCAGACACCUGAAGAGAAAAAAGAGAAGGAAGAGGAAAACAAAGAGACAGACAGCCUGAACACAGAGAUUGUGAGUCCACAGUCUGCUGUGACAGGAAGAAGUACAGUGGACACAGGAAAUGUAGCAGAACAACUACACAAAAAUGAGAAGAGCAGCCAAAAUGAAAAUGGUGAACAGUCAAUUGAGCAGCAGAACAAGAGCCUAUGUACAUCUAUUAAUGAGGAUGACCAGAGGCCAGAAGGGGAAAAGGAGGAGGAAGGGAAAACCGAAAAGGAAAAUCAUGAGGUGACAGGUAGACUACACACAGCUGAACCUUGUAAUCCACCUUUGCAUAGUGAAGCUCCCAGUGAUCCUCUGGAUUCACAGUCUAACCUUGACAUCAGUGUCCCAUCUUCAAACCUGAAUAUGGAAUUAGAAAAUAAACAAACUGCAUUCUUCCCUCAAGAGGAAGAUGAUGAUGAUGGUGAGCAGACAGACAAGAGCAGUGAGUCAGAACAAAACAUGCAGGAAUAAAAGGAUCUUCCAGAAAUGAAAGAGAGAAAAAAAUAAACUUUUAAAAGAUUGUGAUGUAAAGAACAGCGAUCCAGACAAUACAAACAAUGGCAUAUCUGUGCCAGAGGACAAGAAAUCAGAAACAGACCAACAGCUUCUCAAAACAUGCAAUGAAGGAAGAUCAUAGUUCAGAAAUCAGAGAACAGUAUUUGAAUAAACAGUGCUGUACAGAAUGUGAUAAUAAAGUUUAUAGUGAGGAAGGCGAAAUGGGCUCAGUUUUAUCAGCUGUAAAAGAGGUAGAGAAAAUCUGUCAACUAUAGCCACAUGAAGGUAGUAGUGUCAGCUAAGAGACAGAAAACACUCGAGGGUGGAAAAGGAUGGUGAAGUGUGUGCUUGAGCAAGGUGUGGAGAAGUAGUAUCCAAAUACUUUAGCAUAAGAAAUAGGGCUGUCAUAUUAAUGUAGAACAAUUUAUUUAAUACAAUUUAUUUUAUAUAACUGAUUGUACUACAUUAAGGAAAUUGACAUGUUGUAUGUAAAUAUGCAUAAGUAGCAUAUCAUUAUGCCCUUGUAUAUAUAACACUUUCCAUGAAAUUUCUUUAUAGCUGUCUGUCUGCAUAUGUAUACAAAUCAACUAUUAGAAAUAGGGUAGAUUGAACACAAAAACACAUCCUUUGUGAAUGGCCACGCAAUUGGACAAUGGAUUGGUGUGGACUGUUGGCCAGUAAAAGAAUUCAGCGGACAUAAACAAUAUAUUGACAGCCACUUCUUGUCUGCUCAGUGUAUCACUCAUCUGCCACAACAAUGUGGUAUGUAGUCAGCAGACAGGUAGGCAGCUCACUAGGUUUUGGAACAGAGCCAGUGUCCCACUGAAAUGAAAACUUGAAGGCCAACAAAAAGAAUAGAAGGAGAGGAUGCUGAAGAAAUGAUGAAGACACCUAGUGUGAAAAUAUUUUUAAAUAUAUUUUCUGUUGUAAAUGUUGUAUAUACCAGUGGAUUGUAUAUAAUCAUGUUAUUUAGCUAAAUAUUAGACAUGAUUUAUUUAACUUUUUUUUUGCCAAAAUGAUACCUGUGGCAUGAUAAAAUUACUCUAAUUUAGAAGCCGUUGUCCUCAAAAGCAUAGGGCAGGUGGGAGGGUAUGAUACUGUAUGUGCCAGUAUGUCACUUUGCUGCGUAGAAUAUGUAAUAAUGCCUUCAUUUAUUAAACCCAGAAUCAACUAUUUUUUGUGAACUUCUUUUAAUUAUUAUUUUUUAUA
Molecule: messenger RNA, 3509 nt
Organism: Sinocyclocheilus anshuiensis
Lineage: Eukaryota; Metazoa; Chordata; Actinopteri; Cypriniformes; Cyprinidae
Product: myb-like protein X
Exons: 11
Coding region: 243-2276 (677 amino acids)
Cellular component (GO): membrane
Source: RefSeq, a predicted model, not a curated record